AUGUACGCUCUCAGCGCGACGGCUGAGCUGGGCGGAGUGACCAACCUCCGGCCAGAUGACACCGAGGGGAACCCCUUCUGGUACACCUUCAAGGUCCAGUGCACGUCAUGCAGAGAGACGCACGCGAACUGGGUCGGGGUGAAUCGAUUUGAAAUGAACGAGAUGAGUGGUAGUCGGGGCGAGGCAAACUUUGUCUGGAAGUGCAAGAACUGCAAGCGCGAAUCGUCGGCAACCAUCAAAGCAGCUCCCGUUCCCUAUGAGCAGUCGGAGCCGGCAAAACCCAAGAACAUCCUCGAGUUCGACUGCCGCGGGCUCGAGUUCACCGACUUCAAGCCGGAGGGCGAAUGGCUGGCGGAGGGCAUUGAGUCCGGAACCAAGUUCACUGGCAUUGAUCUGUCUGAGGGCGAGUGGUUCGACUACGAUGAGAAGGCUGGGGACGAGGUCAGCAUCAAGGACAUCAAGUGGGAGAUCAAGAGGUCAUGA
Messenger RNA from Diaporthe citri, 483 nucleotides. RefSeq lists its product as uncharacterized. Bases 1 to 483 code for a protein of 160 amino acids. Lineage: Eukaryota; Fungi; Ascomycota; Sordariomycetes; Diaporthales; Diaporthaceae. Gene Ontology annotation, molecular function: zinc ion binding. The transcript has 5 exons. The record is from RefSeq and is a predicted model, not a curated record.